AUGGAGAAUGAGAAAGGUGAGAAUUCAAGUACAUUCAAAAUGGGGAAUUCUGCACAAGAGAGGAGUUUACCGUAUGUGCCCGAUUGUUACGUCGUUCCACCUUCCUGCGAACCACGUGAUGCGCUUGAUUCGAACUCCGAAGUUGUACCGACCAUUGACGUUUCUCGUUUAAGAGGCGCCGUUGAUGAACGUCGAGGAGUCAUUCAAGAGCUAAGUUUUGCAUGUCAGCAUUUUGGUUUUUUCCAAAUAGUGAACCAUGGAAUCAAUCAGAACAUACUAGACGACGCAUUGGCGGUUGCAAACAACUUUUUCGAGCUUCCGGCUAAGGAGAAGAAGAAGUUUAUGACGAACGAUGUGUACGCACCGGUUCGGUACAGUACAAGUCUCAAGGACGGUUUGGACAAGAUCCAAUUCUGGAGGAUAUUUCUAAAGCACUAUGCACAUCCUCUUCAUCGUUGGAUUCACCUCUGGCCUGAAAACCCACCCGAAUACAGAGAAAAAAUGGGAAAGUUCUGCGAAGAUGUGAGGAAGCUAUCUCUCGAGAUAUUGGGAGCGAUAACGGAGAGCCUAGGUCUAGGGAGAGACUACCUGUCGUCUCGGAUGAACGAAAACGGUAUGCAAGUCAUGGCCGUUAACUGUUAUCCACCGUGUCCGGAUCCUGAGACGGCGUUAGGUCUGCCGCCGCAUUCAGACUACAGUUGCAUCACCAUCCUUCUACAGAACAUGACCGGUCUCGAGAUCUUAGAUCCGAUGGGUCACGGUGGCUCUGGCCGCUGGGUUCUUGUCCCAGAAGUCAAAGGUGUACUCAAGGUCCAUAUUGGUGACCAUGUGGAGGUGCUAAGCAAUGGAUUAUACAAGAGCGUCAUUCAUAAAGUUACUCUGAAUGAAAAGAAGACGAGAAUCUCCCUCGCGAGCUUGCAUAGCCUGGGUAUGGACGAGAAGAUGAGUGUACCGAACCAAUUGGUUAAUGAUGAAAAUCCGGUUCGGUAUAGAGAGAGCAGCUUUAACGAUUUUCUUGAUUUUCUUGUCAGUAAUGACAUUUCUCAAGGGGAUAGGUUCAUUGACACUUUUAUAAUCAAGGACUGA
Messenger RNA from Microthlaspi erraticum, 1086 nucleotides. The record is from the annotation of a GenBank genome assembly. Lineage: Eukaryota; Viridiplantae; Streptophyta; Magnoliopsida; Brassicales; Brassicaceae.